Messenger RNA from Blepharisma stoltei, 285 nucleotides. The record is from the annotation of a GenBank genome assembly. NCBI's taxonomy places the organism in Eukaryota, Ciliophora, Heterotrichea, Heterotrichida, Blepharismidae.
AUGGAAUCAAUUAAGCAUAAGACUGAUUGACUUCGGCGAGGCAGGAGGCCUAUUAAUAUUGAUAUAAAAGAGAGAUCUUUAUUAGCCUCUAAAGUUGAAUGAAAAGUUAGUGUCUGGGAAAAGAAGUUUGCAUCUCAAAUGCUUGCUUGAUGAAAAUCGUUUGAAAGUGAACAAAGCGAAUUUAAUAUAAUUGGCAUAUAUAAUCUAGAGCCGAAUGAAAAAUCGAAAAAUUACUUGGCUGUAAUGGAAUGAAAAUUGGAAUCAGGCUGUGUGAUGAGAGGAUAA